This is a messenger RNA of Raphanus sativus (radish), 497 nucleotides long. RefSeq lists its product as uncharacterized. The transcript has 2 exons. Lineage: Eukaryota; Viridiplantae; Streptophyta; Magnoliopsida; Brassicales; Brassicaceae. The record is from RefSeq and is a predicted model, not a curated record. The coding region runs from base 127 to 375 and encodes 82 amino acids.
UCACACUAGUGCACGUCAUUUUAUCUCUUUCCCGAUGCAUAUUGGUUCAAGAUUUUAUUACAGGAAGUGGAACCUAUAAAAGACAAAGAUCAGAAAACGGAACCUAAGAAGAUCAAUACAUAAUAGAUGGCCGAAGAAUCAAAACAAAGCUCUGUUUCUGAUGAUAAGACGAGUGUGAUAGGAAGAAGCAGUAGUAAGGAAGAGAAACAAUCAAAGGUUCAUGAGAAGGAGACCCAUGGAACAAGUGAAGACAUCAACGAGAAGACAAGAGUGGAUUAUGUGAAAGGACCUGGUGUGUUCGGACGUAUGAAGGAAGAAGUGGAAGCCAUUGUCGAUGCAGUUACUCCUCGCAAAAGUUCUGCUGAUGACAAGUGAUACACAAAUCAUCACCGUUUUUGUUAUUUCUUCUUGUCGCUUGCUGCCUUCGUAUCUAUCUCUCUGUGUUAGAACAGUAACCAACUCCUUUGCCAUCUAAUAAAGACACGACCUUUAUGAUU